Molecule: messenger RNA, 645 nt
Organism: Rodentolepis nana
Lineage: Eukaryota; Metazoa; Platyhelminthes; Cestoda; Cyclophyllidea; Hymenolepididae
Source: the annotation of a GenBank genome assembly
AUGGGUGAUCGGAACGAUUACUACAGCGAUUUAUUUAACGGAAGACCUCCGAAGCGUGAUAGUGGUUAUGCUUCCAGCAGCGAUACUAACGUUCCUGCCUUACCAAGAAACUCUAGCUCCAAUUCAUUGACAUUUUCAAUGAGCCUUUCAGAUGAUGAUCUUCCAACUGCGAGGAGAGAAUCAUCCCCUGAAGUCGUACCUGCUUCUACUGAAAUUACGCAAUCCACAACAGUAUUGCCUUCUGUAUUCAUAAAGGGUUUUAAGGAAGGUGGAAUCGAAGUUCACGUACCUGGAGUAGUGCAUGGUGUAUUCUCCCCACCAGAGGGUAUGAAAGUCCAAUUUCGCCUUCCACAAGAAGGGGACACUGAGGAGAAAAAUAUGAAUCUUUUUAUAAAAGCCGGACUAAAUCAAAUAGAUUAUUACAAGGAUCGUUGCGGGGAAAUCCAAUCAAUUGAACCGGUUAACGAUUGUUCAGAAACUAAACAGCCGACGGAAGCUAAGCAACUAUAUAGUAACUAUUUCAACGGUGAUAAUUCUAAUCAAAGUAAUAAUCCAGAUACAGAGAGCGAUGCUGGAAGUAACACCGAUUCUGUUGGUGGAAAUCCAAAAAGUAACAAUUUGAGAACACGAUGCAACACUUAUUAA